Molecule: messenger RNA, 3401 nt
Organism: Drosophila montana
Lineage: Eukaryota; Metazoa; Arthropoda; Insecta; Diptera; Drosophilidae
Gene: eIF4H1
Product: eukaryotic translation initiation factor 4H1
Exons: 4
Coding region: 126-1196 (356 amino acids)
Molecular function (GO): RNA binding
Source: RefSeq, a predicted model, not a curated record
AGUGGGUGUUUUCCUUAGCGCCGCUAGCAUUUGGUGUGUACACACUGGAGCGCGUGCACACGGCGACAAUCUUGGUAGUCAGUCUGCGGAUUGCAGCGAAUUCGCUCAUUUGAAAAAAAUAAAACAUGGCUGGAAGAGGUGGUUAUGAACACGCUAGAGGUGGCUUUGGAGGCGAACGGCAUGUGAAGCAAAUGCCAACGGAACCGCCAUUUAUUGCGUACGUGGGCAACUUGCCGCAGGGUCUCGUCCAGGGAGAUGUUAUGAAAAUAUUCAAUGACUUCGAGGUGAAAAACGUGCGACUGGUCAAGGAUCGCGAAACGGAUAUGUUUAAGGGCUUCUGUUAUGUGGAGUUUGAGACGCUGGAAAAUUUGGAACGCGCCCUCGAAUGUGAUGGUCGAAUAAAAUUGGAUGAUCUGUCGGCUCCGCUGCGGAUAGACAUUGCCGAUCGCAGGAAAAAUGAACGCCCUGGUGGCGGCAUUGGCGGCGGCGGCGGCGGCGGCAAUGGCGGCGGCAUGAGCCGCGAUGGCGGACGAGAUGGCUUCCAGAAACGGGGACCACCACGUCAGGGCGGCAGCAGUCAAUCGUAUAGCCGAGGCGGUCCUGGCACCGGCGGCGGUCGCGAGGCCGGCGGCGGCUCUGGUAAUCGUGGCGAUAGUAGAGGUUCGUACAAUGAUAAUUAUGGUGGUCACAGUGAUAGAAGUCGUGGCGGCGCCAGCUCCGGCAUGAAUAGAGGAUACAAUGAUCGCCCGGCAAAUCGCGGCCGUUAUGGUAAUUUUAACAAUGACGAGCGCUUCGAUCGCAAUCAGGAUCGGGAUCGGGAUCGUGGCCAACGCGAGGGCAGCUAUGGCAACCAGUCGCGCGAUGGCGAUCGGUAUAACAACUUUAGCCGGCAUCGUGACCGCGAGCGCACCCACUAUAAUCCCAACCAGCAGCAGGAACGUCCCAGCGGCGUUGCAUUGGGCGCCAUUGGUAACAAUUCGAUGAGGCAAGAUUCGAAUAUGACUGCUAAUAAUUUGGAUGUUGUUGCAGAUGAUACGGAGCGGCCACGCCUCCAGCUAAAGCCGCGAACUAUUGCGGCGCCCAUUAACGCGGUGGCUGAAACCAAACAAUCAGCCUCCAUAUUCGGCAAUGCCAAGCCGCGCGAGGAAAAGCUCAAGGAGCUACAACAGAAUAUCAAUCACAAUGGCGAUAACUAGGCGGCUCUGGGUAUCUUUACUAUGCCUAUAAUGAUAUUUAAACAAACAAAACAGCAAAAUAACAAUACAAACAACAAACAGAGCUAAGAAUGAGAAUGAUAGGGGCGUAUAUCAUUUGCGUGAAAGAGGCGGAAUGCAUAUAUAUGAAGAGUCGAGCGGAUGAAAUGGAAGCAAAUGCAAAAACAAUACAAAAAUAUAAUUAAUAACUACGCUAUAUACCUAUUAUAUAAAAACGCUAUGUACUAUGCAUACAUAAUACACAAAAAAAACAUAUGGCUGGCCCUCCCCCCGUCAGCCGCAGCAACAAAGCAACUUAACAAGAAAACAAACCAACAAACAAACAAACAAACAAUGCGAAAUAACUUUCUGAUCACAUGAGUUUGCUGGAUAUUGGAUAUUGGAGCUAAAGGAACAAUAACAUCGGCGACAACAAUAACAAUUUCAACGACAACACCAACACCAACAACAACAACAACUUUAACAACUUCAACGACAACACCAACAACAACACCAUUAACAAUAACAGAAAUAACAACAAUGGAAAGUCUUUAAAUGUUAGUCUGUAAGCAGCGGUAAAGUUAGAGCCGUGCAUAUAGCUAUACCGAAUACGUAUAGUCCAUAUAUGCGCGCUGCUAUUUGUUAGUUAAGUAAUGCAUAUUGUAAACCAACAAAACAAAAACAAAACAAAAACAAAAAAGAAAAAACAAAAAACAAUUACGUUCUUACCAUUUAAGCAAAAAAAAAACAAAACAAAAAACAGCAAAAAACUGAGAAAAAAACGACAAAAAAAAAACAAACAAACUAAAAUUUGACAAGCGUUCAGCGUUAGCAAGCAGGCAGGCAGUUUAUACAAUUUAUAUAGCAAAAAUACAAGAAAACACUAAAAAAACGAAAAAUACUUAACAAGAAAAACAACAAAAAAAAUCAAAAAAACAAAAAUGAAAAAAAACGAACCGCAGUGAAAAUAUAAAACACCAACUACGUACGUAUUAAAAUAACAAAAACAACAGCAAAAACAAACAACAAAUUUAUAUAUAUAUAUUAAACAUCAAUUCACACACAGACUAUAUAUAUAUAUACAUAUGUAUAUAUAUGUAUAUAUAUAUAUAUGAACUAUGUAAUCCAAGCAAACAGUUUAACUAAGUCGCGACCAAAAUUCUCUUCUCUCUCUCUCUCUCUUGUUUGUAAAAUUUUUCUAUAUCAUUUUUUAAAUUAAACUUUUUGUUAAUCAAUUUUGUAAUAAUUUGUUGUCGGCUGCAAUUGGCCCCGUUUAUAUGCUCGACUGACAGACAGACAGACAGACAGAGGGAGGGACACGCCGGCGGCAUUGAUUUAAAAGCAAAAUUUUCUUCCUUGUAGAUAAUUGAAAUACGCAGGGCAAACACACAUAUAUAUGUAUAUUAAGCGAAAGAUAUCAAUUAAUUAUAUAACUAUAUAUAAAUAUAUCUAUUUUUUUUUUUUAACUUUGGCGACUAGCGACAACGGCGACGGCCGAUUUUGAAUACGUUUACAAAUUAUGAACUCAAUUAAAUGUUUUUGCUUUUUUUUUUUAAUUCUCUUUAAUAAUUUUAUUAUUAUUUUUUUUGUGUCAAUUUUUUUUUUUUCAAAUAAAGCCUAAAUCAUUUAAAUAAGAACAUAUUGUGAGCGUUCUUUUUUCAAAAUGCUGCCAACAUUUUUCAAGUCGUUUUCAAUCAAAAGCAUAUUAAACGACAUAUUUCUCUAUUGUUGGAGCAUUACAGAACAUUUAGACUGAGAGUUAAUAACAAUAAUCCAUUUGCCGCACAAUUCAAUUUUCGCGUAGCCAAAACAGAAAAAUUAUAACUUAAUAGACAAUUGUUUUAACUAAAGCAAAUAAUCGUAAUAGUCCGUGCGAGAUCUGUUUAGGGUCCUUAAAGUGUUGCCGGCGUUAUUUCGAUGCCUAUUACAAAUAUUAAACAAAUUGAAUGUACAUUUUCUUCAUUUUCUUUUUUGUUAAAACAAAUUUUGUAUCAUAAAACCUAAAACGAAGAAAACUUAGAGGAAAACCAUAAAAAAAAAAACAUAAAUAAAAACAAAGAAAAUGCGAUUCACAAGCAGUUCGCUAAACGAAAAAAGAACGUAAACUUUUUAUAAUUUUAGCUCUAAUAUUAAACGAAAGUCAAAGAUUUACCUACUAAUAAAGCGUAGACAAAACAAGUAGCAGCGGGCAAUUAAGCAAAAAGUGAA